AUGCUACCCGUGCAGGCGCACGUCGCGAAAGGCGGAAUCAACGCAUCGCAGCGCCGGCUGUACGUCGUGCUCGAGCAGGCGUGUCUCGAGGCGUACCGUGUCAGCAGUGGCGGCAAGGGCAAGGGCGGACGAGGGGGUGAGGGCGAGGUGAAGUAUACGCUGUUGAACUGCGACGAUCAUCAGGGGAUCUUGGCGAAGACGGGGAGGGAUAUCGCGGACGCAAGACCUGAUAUCACGCAUCAGUGUCUGCUCACGCUCCUCGACUCGCCGCUCAACAAGGCUGGCCUGCUCCAGGUGUACAUCCACACCGCAAAAGGUGUGCUCAUCGAGGUCAACCCCCACGUUAGAAUACCGCGAACCUUUAAGCGCUUCAGCGGUCUCAUGGUCCAACUCCUCCACAAGCUGUCAAUACGGGGCGUAAACGGCCCAGAAAAGCUGCUCAAGGUCAUCAAAAACCCCGUCACGGACCACCUGCCACCAAACACCAUAAAACUGACGCUAUCGGGUGAUGCACCAACCGUACGGCUAUCCAAGUACCUGCCCACGCUCCCAGAGACGCACUCGGUCGCGAUCUUCAUCGGUGCCAUGGCGCGCGGGCGGGAUGACUUUGCGGACCACCUUGUAGACGAAAAGAUCGGGAUCAGCGAGUACCCGCUCAGUGCAUCUGUCGCGUGCGGGAAGUUCUGCUGCGCUCUCGAAGAGCUGUGGGACAUCGUAUGA
Messenger RNA from Coniophora puteana RWD-64-598 SS2, 720 nucleotides. Its product is annotated as Nep1-domain-containing protein. Gene Ontology annotation, biological process: rRNA base methylation. Gene Ontology annotation, cellular component: small-subunit processome; nucleolus. NCBI's taxonomy places the organism in Eukaryota, Fungi, Basidiomycota, Agaricomycetes, Boletales, Coniophoraceae. The coding region runs from base 1 to 720 and encodes 239 amino acids. Gene Ontology annotation, molecular function: rRNA binding; rRNA (pseudouridine) methyltransferase activity. The transcript has 6 exons. The record is from RefSeq and is a predicted model, not a curated record.